Molecule: messenger RNA, 1191 nt
Organism: Penicillium expansum
Lineage: Eukaryota; Fungi; Ascomycota; Eurotiomycetes; Eurotiales; Aspergillaceae
Product: Major facilitator superfamily domain, general substrate transporter
Exons: 3
Coding region: 1-1191 (396 amino acids)
Biological process (GO): transmembrane transport
Cellular component (GO): membrane
Molecular function (GO): transmembrane transporter activity
Source: RefSeq, a predicted model, not a curated record
AUGUACAUCAAACCCCGAGCCUCAAGUCCUCCGCCCCUUCUAACACAAUUCCAGCUCGAAUCCUACUACAAACUCUCCUAUACAAUCGUCUCCCUCGUCUUCCUCUCUCCACUGCUCGGCUAUGCCACCGCCGCAAUCGUGAACGAGCGAGCACACUGUGCUAUAGGCCGACGAGGCGUAGCAUUCAUCUCAUCUUUGUGCCAUCUAAUAGCCUACAUCUUGAACUGCGUGCAUCCACCAUACCCCGUCCUCGUUGUAUCAUUCAUAUUCGCAGGUCUGGGCAAUGGCCUCGCAGACUCGGCAUGGAAUGCCUGGAUUGGAAACCUCGAUAAUGCGAACCAAUUACUUGGGCUACUUCAUGGGUCUUAUGGCGUGGGUGCCGUUAUUAGCCCUCUCAUCGCAUCGCUGCUUGUUGCGGAUGCUGGUCUGCCAUGGUACUAUUUUUAUUACAUAAUGAUUGGAGGCGCUGCAAUCGAGGCUUUCGUCUGCGUUGCGUGUUUCUGGGAUUCUACAGGAGCGUCGUUCCAACUCGCUAAGAAUCAACAGCCCAAUGAGACAUCUGAGAGAGCAGGCUUGCGCAGUGUUCUAUCUACAAUGCCAUUUGCGCGAAUUACUUGGAUCUGUUCAAUCUUCUUACUUGGCUAUGUUGGCGUCGAAGUCGCACUAGGAGGAUGGGUUGUGACAUUCAUGAAAGAAGUGCGGCACGCCGCACCAUUUUCUAGCAGCAUGACUUCUACAGGUUUCUGGCUUGGGAUAACCCUUGGAAGGGUCAUCCUUGGAUUCGUGACUCCUUUGAUUGGUGAGAAAAUCGCUAUCUCGAUCUAUAUCUCGCUUGAGAUAGCAUUUUGCCUGAUCUUAUACUUGGUUCCGAACUUCUACGCUGGCGCAGUCGCGGUAUCACUGCAAGGCUUCUUUCUGGGUCCGCUAUUCCCGGCGGUCGUGAUUGUUACCACAAAACUCUUGCCAAAACACUUGCAUGUCAGCGCCAUUGGAUUUGCUGCAGCCUUUGGUGGUGGUGGCGCGGCCGUGCUUCCGUUUAUUGUCGGAAUACUUGCGCAAGCCAAGGGUGUUGAGGUUCUGAUGCCGUUUAUAAUCGCGCUUUCGGGGGCGAUGUUGUUUCUUUGGAAUUUUCUUCCAGGAGUCCCUAGAGAUAGCAGUGCAUCGGCUAACAAUAACCGUGGUACAUUAUAA